AUGCAAUACGAGUUGUAUGAUCCGCCAUCUGACGCAAUAUCGUCUGUAGUAUUUAGCCCUACUAAUCCACACCUGUUACUGGUGGCCUCCUGGGACAAGAGUGUAAGACUCUAUGACAUACACAACAACCAACUACGACAAACGUACACGCACAGUGCGGCCGUACUCGACUGUUGCUUCUCAGAUGGAGCACAUGCAUUCAGUGGUGGAUUAGACAAGAGUCUGACCAAAUUCGAUUUUAACACGGCGAACGAGUCUAUUAUUGGAACACACGAUGAUGCCAUCAAAUGUGUAGAAUACUGUAAAGACAACAGUGUAAUUGUCACCGGAUCAUGGGACAAGACUGUUCGUCUAUGGGACAUCCGUGAAAAAGAUGCCUCAAUUGGUGUUCAUGCACAACCGAAUAAAGUUUUCGCGUUAGACGUAGUUCAAUACAAAUUAGUAGUAGCAAUGGCCGGCAGACACGUGUUUAUAUAUGAUAUACGAUACAUGGCCGAGCCAAUACAACGACGGGAGAGUAGCCUGAAGUUUAUGACCCGAUGCGUAAAGUGCAUGCCCAACGGACAAGGUUUACCAUCAAAAAAAGAAUUGUCGAUUUCCAGCACGCUUUUGUUUGGACAUGGUUAUGCCUGUAGUUCAAUCGAGGGGCGUGUGGCCGUCGAAUUUUUUGAUCCUGCACCAGAUGUGCAAGCGAAGAAGUAUGCAUUCAAGUGUCAUCGUAAGAUAAUAGAUGGCGUUGAUACUGUAUAUCCGGCAAAUGCGCUAGCAUUUCAUCCAAUUCACGGUACGUUUGCAUCAGGCGGUGCAGAUGGGAUCGUCAACAUCUGGGAUGGUUUCAACAAGAAACGUCUUCGCCAGUACCCUCCGUUUCCUACUAGUGUCGCCAGUCUAAGCUUCAACUUUGAAGGAAAGUAUUUGGCAAUAGCAAGCAGUUAUACGUUCGAAGAAGGGGAGAAAGACCAUCCGCCGGAUUCUGUUUAUAUUCGCCCGAUUGGUGAGAAUGAAUGUAAACCCAAAACACUGACCGAGUCUGUUUCGACCUGA
Molecule: messenger RNA, 1044 nt
Organism: Paraglomus occultum
Lineage: Eukaryota; Fungi; Glomeromycota; Glomeromycetes; Paraglomerales; Paraglomeraceae
Source: the annotation of a GenBank genome assembly